GAGGAAAAUCUUUGUUUCCACAGGCGUGUGGGCCAACAUCCAAAUGUCUCAAACCAGCAUGGAGGUGGUCCAAGGUAAACUGGUGCAGCUAAUAGCCUCGUACGUUGGGAACCCAGACGCUGACCUGGCCACCAGCACCAUCCUGUGGAACUUUGUGACAGACAGCACCCAGCAGGUCAUCAGCUACACCAAAGGCACCAUCAACGAGGGCAGCCUCCAGUUCAGGGGCCGCGUCGGGUUCCUGAAGAACAUGCCUUCGAGUGACGUCUCUCUGUACAUCAACAACACCAAGGAGUCCGACACCGGCCGUUAUGUGUGUCAGGUCAUCAUUCCUUCUGUUACUUCUAAUCCCGCUGAGGUCUCUCUUGUGGUGAACGUCCCUCCUGCUGUUCCCAAGUGCUCUGUGUCCGGGAAGCCGGUGCUGAAAGGGAACGUGACUCUGAUGUGCACGUCCAGUGCCGGGAAGCCUGUCCCGCUGUACAAGUGGAGGAGAACCAGUCCUACCUCCGAGGUCUUUUUUGCACCGAUGCUCAAUGAGAACACCGGGGAUCUGAAGCUGAACAACCUGAGCAGCAACAUGUCCGGGACGUACGUGUGCACAGCCAGCAACACGGCAGGAAGCGAGACCUGCUCCGUCACCCUGGACAUCAUCAACACCAAUAAGGUCGGAAUGAUUGUUGGCGCGACAGUCGGAUCGGUCCUCGGUUUCAUCUUCCUCCUCUGUGUCUGCGUCGGGUUUCUGUUUAUUUUCAAGAGAAGAAGAGACAACGAGGACGACAUGGCCAAUGAAAUCAAGGAAGACGCUCAGGCUCCGAAGCGCGUCUCCUGGGCGAAGAGCGGCAUGGGCUCUGACGUCAUCUCGAAGAACGGCACGCUGUCCUCCAUCGCCUCCAGCCCGCGCCACAAAGACAACCACCACCACCACCUGCACCAGUAUCCCCAGCACCCCGCCUCGGACACCGCCUCCAUCAUCACAGCCACGGGCAGCGCCACCGGCUACAGACCUCCCCGCCAGCAGGGGGCCUCCACUCCCACUCAUUACAGCUACAACAAUAGCAGCACGCUGCCCCACGGACAGCCCGCCUCCGCCCAGGCCGCCAACGGCAGCUCGCAGGCGGUCCAGGAGCGCUACGGCCACCUGCCCCAGGCCCAGCAGCUGCCCCAGACCUACGCCCAGCUGCAGGGGCAGUUCCAGCCCGCCCCGUCCCCGCCGCCGCUGCCCACCUCCGCCAUCACAGCCUCCAACAUCCACCGCAUGGGAGGGGUGCCCAUCAUGGUGCCUGCGCAAAACCAAGCAGGCUCGCUGGUCUAACUAGAAGUGCCGCGCCACGCAGUUGGACUGACCGGAGGCUCAGCCGGGUCUCUGGAGGGAACGCUUUGCGUUUUUAUUUUAUUUUAUUUUUUAGCAAACAGGACGAGAGGAAGACGUCACUUACUGUUACACGCUUUGAAGUCAGCAGGCUGCCAUGACAACCAUUCAAGACAUGCUUUUUACUUGCUUUGUAUUCACUCUUUAUAUUCUGUUCUCACAAAUGACGUAUAGAUAAAAUUCCCUUUUCUACUUUUUUAUUGUCAUGCCGUUC
This is a messenger RNA of Poecilia latipinna (sailfin molly), 1583 nucleotides long. RefSeq names its product endothelial cell adhesion molecule a (gene esama). Gene Ontology annotation, biological process: homophilic cell-cell adhesion. Gene Ontology annotation, molecular function: cell-cell adhesion mediator activity. The record is from RefSeq and is a predicted model, not a curated record. The coding region runs from base 44 to 1312 and encodes 422 amino acids. Gene Ontology annotation, cellular component: plasma membrane; adherens junction. NCBI's taxonomy places the organism in Eukaryota, Metazoa, Chordata, Actinopteri, Cyprinodontiformes, Poeciliidae. The transcript has 6 exons.